Molecule: messenger RNA, 734 nt
Organism: Lotus japonicus
Lineage: Eukaryota; Viridiplantae; Streptophyta; Magnoliopsida; Fabales; Fabaceae
Exons: 3
Coding region: 60-527 (155 amino acids)
Source: RefSeq, a predicted model, not a curated record
AUUUUAUAGAACUCCCUAACAGAGAACUCAAGAAACUAAGUUAUAUUUAAUAAGACAAUAUGGCAGGAUCUAACCUAGUCACCUCCCUCCCAAAGUUUGGUCAUGCUGGAGCAGCAAUUGCUAAGGCUCGUGCAUGGAAUACUAGGGUCUUUGCCGCUGCCACCCCUAGACCUAUCCAAGUUCCAACUUCACAUGAUCAGGAAGGCUCAGUAACCUCUGAUGGCCUGAACACUACAGAAACAAUCAAUAACAGUUUGAACGAACCACUGCAAGACAAAGCUUACAGCUCCAAUGCUGCAGAGCAUAUUAAUAACAAGGCAAAAGACACUGCUAAUCAGAUAUCAGACAAAGCACAAAACAUUACUGAAAAAGCAAAGCAGACAAUGCAAGAGGCAUGGGACUCCACUAAAAACAAUGCCAAUAAGGCUGCAGACAAUGUGUUGGGAAAGACUCAAAAGUCUGCUGAAUAUGUCAAAGAAAAUGCAGAGACUGUGAAGGAGAACAUGAACAGCAAGAACAGGAACUGAGAUUCUCAAACACCAUUUUUUUCAAUUAAUCUAUGAUGCUACCACAUCAUAUACAUUUCAUAUUUACCAUUUAGCCAUUGUUUGUCCUUUUUGUUUGUUUAAUAAUUUUUUAUUCAUGGAGAUGGAGAAGAUAUGUAUCUUCCCAAUGACAUAUGUGAGACACAAAAUGUCAUUAAAUUGUUUCAACAGUCAAUAAAUACGUUUUUA